This is a messenger RNA of Danaus plexippus (monarch butterfly), 1369 nucleotides long. RefSeq names its product HIG1 domain family member 1A, mitochondrial. The record is from RefSeq and is a predicted model, not a curated record. Gene Ontology annotation, biological process: mitochondrial respirasome assembly. The transcript is spliced from 3 exons. NCBI's taxonomy places the organism in Eukaryota, Metazoa, Arthropoda, Insecta, Lepidoptera, Nymphalidae. Gene Ontology annotation, cellular component: mitochondrion. The coding region runs from base 167 to 463 and encodes 98 amino acids.
ACUAAUAGUGACUGGUGACUAGUGGUUAAACGACAUCCACGCAGUGGAGUGGUUGAUUGAAUUCGCUCGUUUGAUGAUAAGAAUUAAUAUUGUGCUGUGAAAAUUUUUGUGAUUACAUAAAUUUAAUUCACAAAAUAAAAAUUUUGACGAGUUUUAUCGUGUUAAAAUGGCACAAGAAAAACCAACGUUUGACUACCACGAAGAAAGUCACAGCGAAAAGUUAGCUAGAAAAUCAAAGGAAUCCCCUUUCAUGGUCAUUGGGUUGGCCAGUCUAGCAGCGGCGGUCGGUUAUGGCGUGUAUUCCUUCAAGAACCGCGGUCCUAUGAGCACCAGCGUUUUCCUGAUGCAGUUCCGAGUUAUAGCUCAAGGAGCGACCGUCGGUGCGCUCACAGCCGGCAUAACUUAUUCAAUGUACAGCAAUUAUUUCAACAAAACCAAAGCUGUGUUAAACACAGAGCAUUAGAAUCCCAGGAUUAAUGAGUGUUAGUCCUGGUGUGAUCACAUCGUCUACUAAAGUUCCUGCCUGAGGAAUACAAGAUAGUCCAAGAUCCCAGGGCCCCCAGAGCUUACUUAUUUUCUGAUGGGCAAAACUUAUAUAAUAGGUAAGACGUAUUAAUAGGUAAUAGGUAAACGUAUACAUACCAACUAGCAUAUACCGACCGACAAUUCUCAGGUAACAGGCGCUACAGGUAAGUAAAAAUUGUACUCACUUCACUUAGAGUCUGAGCUCUGAUUAUUACGCAUGUUGAGGGAAAUAUUGUAAACAAUAUAAAAUUAUUCUGCCAGACACAUUUUGUGGUCAGAAUUUUUUGCGAGACACUUAAAAUACUAACAGCAAAAAAACACAAUCUUACUUACAGUCAGAUAUAUGACUAUCAAAUGUAAUAAUUGUGGGACUUUACAAAAGUAUUUUCUAAGUUGCCAGACCAAUCCUAGGGAAAUAUCCCUUAAACGCAUUUAAAGUGUCGCUGUGCUUAUGCUGAACAUAUUUGGUACUUGGUCUUGGAUAAGUAAAGUGGGUGCAAUUUCUACUUACCUGUAGCACCUGGCACCUGACAACUGGCCGUCGCUAUAAGGUCUCAGAUAUAUAUUACUCUGCACACUACUAAUAACUUAUUAUAUUUGUUUUGUCCAUCAGAAAUUAAAUAAGGUCUGGGGCCGGAAAUCUUGCUCUAGAAUGUAAAAUCAUUCAAGUCUUUUAAAAUUAUCUAAUUGUAAGUAAUAUGAUUUCACAAUUGACUUAUUCUAUAAACGAACUAUGGUUUCUACAAAGAUUUAAAAUGGUUAUUACUUCAUAGCCAUUUACUUAAAUUAUAAUGUAAAAUAUUAAAUUAAAUUGUAUAUAAAAAAAAAAUUCUUUAACUUUUCA